Molecule: messenger RNA, 2299 nt
Organism: Momordica charantia (bitter melon)
Lineage: Eukaryota; Viridiplantae; Streptophyta; Magnoliopsida; Cucurbitales; Cucurbitaceae
Gene: LOG2
Product: RING/U-box superfamily protein
Biological process (GO): protein ubiquitination
Molecular function (GO): ubiquitin protein ligase activity
Source: RefSeq, a predicted model, not a curated record
UAGUAAAGAAGAAUCGUGUUCCUCGCGACCACGUCGUUUUGGUCUGUAAAGAUAAAAACUAAAGCCUCGGUAGCACAAAACUCGCCCCUUUCUUCGUUUUUUCUUCAACGCAUCGCUCCCGAUUUCCUCUGAAUCUACCACUUUCCGGCGAAUCUCCGCUUUACAGGAGAAUAUGGCAACUAGGGGUCAAGGUGGUAUCCAACAAUUGCUUGCUGCAGAGCAAGAAGCUCAACACAUUGUCAAUGCUGCCAGAAAUGCAAAAUUGGCUAGACUGAAACAAGCUAAAGAAGAGGCUGAAAAGGAAAUUGCUGCAUAUCGUGCCCAAGUGGAGUCUGAGUUCCAAAGGAAACUCGAUGAGAGCAGCGGAGAUUCAGGUGCUAAUGUCAAGCGGCUCGAACACGAGACAGAUGAAAAGAUUCAUCACCUGAAAGAAGAGUCUGCAAGAAUUUCACACGAGGUUGUGGACAUGCUCCUGAAGCAUGUGGUGACCGUGAAAUAUCUUAAACUGCACGUGUAUUGUGGAGAUGAAUCCUUUCCUUUUGUAUGGAUCAGAAAAAAGGGAGAUCAGAAAAUCAAGAGAUUGGAAGAGAAUUGUUGGGUCCAACCUAAUUUGGAUCAAGAUUUGAAUGGAAAUGAGCUCAUUACCCGCCAUCGCCAUCGCCAGCGCCACCCACUAAACCACCACGCCACAAUUUCCUCUCUCUCUUCUCUGUUUCUUUUCCCCAAUUCCCAAUUCCCAAUUCCCCAAUUUCCCAAUUCCUCAUCUGGCAAUUCCAAUUUGAGGGAUUCCGUUCCUGAUUUCGCCGUUCAAAUCCCAUCUAAAACCAUCUUCGUCUUCAAUUCCACCUCGCUUUGUAUUUCUACCUUUUGGGCUUCAUUGGGUUUCGCGUUUCUUCCCUUUUCUUUCAUGGGUAACAUUGGAAGUAGCAGUUCCAAUGGCCGGAGGAGGCACGCUACCCGUCGCAGCCACCCGGCUCCCCCUCCGCCGGCGCCACCGCAGCCCGAACUAGCCACUAAUCGCUACGUAUUCGCCGCCGCCACGCCUUACCCAUCGCAAUACCCUAACCAUCCCAAUCACCCGCCCCCAUAUUACCAGUAUCCCGGUUAUUUUCCGCCGCCCCCCGGUCCGCCGCCCUCUAUGCCGAUGCCCUUGCCGGCGCCUUAUGACCACCACCAUCGCGGAGCCCAUCCUCACAUGGAUCCCGCGCAUUGGGUCGGUGGGAGGUACCCGUAUGGCCCUCCUAUGCCUCCCCAAACGCCCUAUGUCGAGCACCAGAAGGCGGUUACCAUACGAAAUGAUGUCAAUUUGAAGAAGGAAACUCUCAGGAUCGAGCCUGAUGAAGAAAAUCCCGGCCAAUUCCUCGUUGCGUUCACCUUCGAUGCCACCGUCGCCGGAAGUAUCACCAUCUUCUUCUUUGCGAAAGAAGGUGAACAUUGCAACUUGACACCCAUGAAAGAAGAGAACACUAUUGAACCAGUGACUGUCCAUUUCGAAGAAGGCCUUGGACAGAAGUUCAGACAGCCCUCUGGAACAGGAAUAGAUUUCUCGAAGUUCGAAGAGUCAGAAUUACUGAAAGUAAACGACACAGAUGUCUAUCCAUUGGCUGUAAAAGCUGAGGGUUCCACUGACUGCCAAACUGGGCCAGAUGGUACCCCGGUACCCGAGACCAUGAACUCUCAGAUAACCCAGGCAGUGUUUGAGAAAGAUAAAGGUGAAUAUCAGGUGAGAGUGUUGAAACAAAUCCUGUGGGUAAAUGGUAUGAGAUAUGAGCUACAGGAAAUAUAUGGAAUUGGCAAUUCAGUCGAGAGUGACGUGGAUGGAAAUGAUCCUGGAAAGGAAUGUGUCAUUUGCUUGUCAGAACCACGGGAUACAACCGUCCUUCCCUGCCGACACAUGUGCAUGUGCAGCGGGUGUGCUAAGGUGUUGAGGUUCCAGACAAACCGAUGCCCGAUUUGCAGGCAACCGGUCGAUAGGCUCUUAGAGAUAAGGGUCAGCAAUGGGUCGGAUGAAUGAAGAAAGCCACUAUCUUUACCAUAAGCAGCAACCGUCGCAAUCUGUGUACAGCACUGUUCUAUGUUUCUUGUAUUUCUUUUUGCAUCUUCUGAAUUUAUUCUCUUCCUGAUGUUCUAAUAAUCUUGAAGGAAGCUUUAAGCUUACGUAACCAGCGCGUUGUGCCAUGGAAAAAGAAGACGAAAAAAGAAAGAAAUUGUAAACAGAUGUGCUUGUUUUCUCAUGAUCAAGUGUUGCUAGAAUUUAUCUCUAUAUUAUGUAUUUGAGCAGAGGCAUGUUUUGUUUUAA